Messenger RNA from Zychaea mexicana, 483 nucleotides. RefSeq lists its product as uncharacterized. The record is from RefSeq and is a predicted model, not a curated record. The annotation marks the transcript as partial. NCBI's taxonomy places the organism in Eukaryota, Fungi, Mucoromycota, Mucoromycetes, Mucorales, Lichtheimiaceae. The transcript has a single exon.
CAAAGGCAACAACGCCGGCUUGCAGCAGCCGCACGCAGCUUUCAACUUCCAUCGGAAACCCACGGCUUCCAAUAUAUCCAUGUCCCGUCGCGUGCCCGCCAACCAGCAGGACAAAUCAGAGCCAAUCUCCGUCGCUUUGGUAUUGGCAACAGCCGAGUGCUCGACAUCCAAUAUCCGGCCCGACAACUGGUCGGAAUUCUAGUCCAUAACGACUAUGCACCAACGGUUAAAGAAAAACUACAGUCCAUCAACAUCAAAACAACUACCUUCGACCCCCUCGAUCCUAAGAACAUCCACGACCCAAAAUACAAAGAUGAAUCAAGAGACACAAAAGCCCAAAUAGCACUUGAACUACAGUAUCAACGAGCUUUACGCUCGCUACAGUACAUCCGAGAGCCCGUGAAAUACGCAGUAGCUCGAGCCUUCCACGACUGCGGCUGGAUAGCUACUGAAGAUUUGAAAGAAAUCCUAGCAAAGCGACGA